AUGGCUCCUCUCAAAGCUGGUGACAAGUUCCCCGAGGGCGUCAAGUUCGAGUGGGCCCCCAUCACCAACGCCGACCCGACAUCCUGCGGCAAGCCCCAAGAAUAUGACGCCAGCAAAGAGUUCGCGGGUAAGAAAGUUGUCCUCGUCGCUGUCCCCGGCGCUUUCACUCCCGGCUGCCAGGCCAUGCACUUGCCCCCAUACAUUCAGCUCCAGGACGAGCUGCAGUCCAAGGGCGUCGACAAGGUCGUCGUCAUUGCGUCCAACGACUCGUGGGUUAUGAAUGCUUGGGGCAAGGUCAACAAGGUCACUGGUACGGACUAUCUUCUUCUCAUGAGCGACUCCAAGACCUCGUUCGGCAAGACACAUGGCUGGAUGGCAGGUAUGGGCGAUCGGCUGGGACGCUUUGCAAUUGUGAUUGAGAAGGAUGGCACGAUUAGCUAUGCCGAGAAGGAGGACAACCCGAGCCAAGUCACGGUCUCCGGUGCGGACGCUGUUCUUGCGAAAUUGUAA
Pseudovirgaria hyperparasitica is the source of this 510-nucleotide messenger RNA. RefSeq names its product Redoxin. Gene Ontology annotation, molecular function: thioredoxin peroxidase activity. Gene Ontology annotation, cellular component: cytoplasm; peroxisome; mitochondrion. Lineage: Eukaryota; Fungi; Ascomycota; Dothideomycetes; Acrospermales; Acrospermaceae. The transcript is spliced from 4 exons. The record is from RefSeq and is a predicted model, not a curated record. Gene Ontology annotation, biological process: cellular response to oxidative stress; hydrogen peroxide catabolic process; cell redox homeostasis. Bases 1 to 510 code for a protein of 169 amino acids.